This is a messenger RNA of Morus notabilis, 1472 nucleotides long. RefSeq names its product ribosome-binding factor PSRP1, chloroplastic. The record is from RefSeq and is a predicted model, not a curated record. Gene Ontology annotation, cellular component: cytosolic small ribosomal subunit. Lineage: Eukaryota; Viridiplantae; Streptophyta; Magnoliopsida; Rosales; Moraceae. The transcript has 5 exons. The coding region runs from base 181 to 1185 and encodes 334 amino acids. Gene Ontology annotation, molecular function: ribosomal small subunit binding. Gene Ontology annotation, biological process: negative regulation of translational elongation; primary metabolic process.
AGUAUAUCCGAAAGAGCUUUCUUUGUCCCCAUUCUUUCACUCAUGCACUGAAUGCGGAACUAGAACCCCCUUCCUUCCCCUCUUCUCUUUCUCGCAUUUUCCUUUCCAUUUUAACUCAAUCCAAUCAACUCCAUCCCCCCAACUUCAUCACAAAAACCCAGAAUUCUUUGCCCGCCAUCAAUGGCUGCUUUACUAUCUUCUUUGCAGACAACCCCUCUUCAUCCACUUCACUCUUCUUCUUCCUCCUCCUCCACAGUGUCUUCUUCUUGUUCUUCUUCAAUGGCUACGCUCUCGACCAGACCGUUGGUGAAGCCUCAAAUCCUGAGUUUGACCUCCAAGUCUUCAACUUUCUUGAAUCCGUGUAAGAUUCUCAAGACCGUUUCUGUUGAGAUUAUGCCCAGAAACAAGUGCCGUGGAAAUUUUCGCUCUGUUCGCAUGUCGUGGGAUGGUCCACUCUCUUCGGUAAAGCUGAUAAUACAGGGCAAGAACUUAGAGUUGACGGAGACAGUUAAAAGUCAUGUGGAAGAAAAGGUCGGGAAGGCAGUUGUAAAGCAUAGCCACCUAGUGAGGGAAGUUGAUGUUCGGUUGUCGGUUCGGGGUGGCGAGUUUGGAAAAGGCCCAAGGAUUAGGAGAUGUGAGGUGACUUUGUUUACGAAAAGGCAUGGGGUAGUCCGAGCAGAGGAAGAAGCUGAGACGCUCUACGCAAGCAUAGAUCUGGCAUCCUCCAUCAUACAGAGGAAGUUGAGGAAAAUCAAAGAGAAGGAGUCAGACCAUGGCAGACACAUGAAGGGAUUCAACAGGUUAAAAGUAAGGGAGCCUUCGGCACCGGAGAUAAAGGAAGAGGAAGAAACUGUUCCUGAGCAAACAGAAGGCAAAGAAACUGUUCCUGAGCAAACAGAAGGCGAAGAAACAGUUCCUUUACAAGAGGAAGAAAACCUUAUUGAUGCGAUUGUUCGCACGAAAUACUUUGACAUGCCACCUUUGACCGUGCCUGAAGCAGUUCAGCAACUGGAAAAUGUUGAUCAUGACUUUUAUGGUUUCCGAAAUGAAGAAACUGGUGAAAUUAAUAUCAUAUACAAAAGAAAGGCAGGAGGAUAUGGGCUCAUCAUACCAAAAGGAAACGGCGCUGUACAAUUAGAAACUACGGUGGUAGAACCAAUUAGGGAACACUCAAUGGCAGAAUAAAUGGUGCUGCCAAAGGAAACCCCUUUUGUAAAGCUAUGUAUGCCGCUCGUCAUAUCUGCAGAUUUGCAGAUGGCAGUAGCAUAUUGAAGGCAAAGCAAAGGCUCCUACGGGGGACGUGAUUUUUACAAGUUUGCGAGUACUUUUAGCCAGAGUUCUAAAAUGCAUGUACAAAGCUUUUCCUUUCUUAAAAUGAGAUGUUCCAUGGGCAUAUGGUGUCUAAACACGCAGAAUGUAACAUACUGUAAUCACCAUUGCACAGAUCGAUAUAGAAAUAACUAUUUAGCUCA